Molecule: messenger RNA, 3573 nt
Organism: Pteronotus mesoamericanus
Lineage: Eukaryota; Metazoa; Chordata; Mammalia; Chiroptera; Mormoopidae
Gene: DIS3L2
Product: DIS3 like 3'-5' exoribonuclease 2
Exons: 22
Coding region: 248-2899 (883 amino acids)
Biological process (GO): miRNA catabolic process
Cellular component (GO): P-body
Molecular function (GO): 3'-5'-RNA exonuclease activity; RNA binding
Source: RefSeq, a predicted model, not a curated record
CCGCGUCCGUGACCCGGAAGAGCAUUCUCCAUAGCAACUGCGGGACAGCGGCGGCGCCUCCCCGGAGCUACGCUCCUGGAACUCACCCUGUACCUUCCGUGUCCAUGAUUUUGACUGCUCUAGAUAUCUCAUAUAAGUGAAAUCGUACAAGCUUGUCACAACCAAGCUGCUCAAGCCCGGGAACUCUGAGCCUGAGCAGUGGAGGCCCACCUGGAUCUGGAGAGAAGAGGCGGCCUUGGAAGCAGCAAUGAGCCAUCCUGAAAGCAGGCCGAACCCGGGGACGCUCAGAGGUGUGUCCUCUGUGGUCAGCCCACGUGGUGCUGGUGCUUCGCCAGGUGACAAAAAGUCAAAGAACAAGUCCACACGAGGGAAGAAAAAGAGCAUAUUUGAAAACUACAUGUCCAAGGAGGAUGUUUUGGAAGGCUUGAAGAGAGGAACGCUUAUCCAGGGCGUACUGAGAAUUAAUCCAAAGAAGUUUCAUGAAGCCUUCAUUCCUUCCCCGGAUGGUGAUCGAGACAUUUUUAUUGAUGGGAUUAUUGCUCGUAAUAGAGCCUUGAAUGGGGAUGUGGUGGUUGUGAAGCUGCUUCCGGAGGAGCAGUGGAAGGUAAUUAAACCAGAGAGCAGCGACAAAGAAACAGAAGGUGCUUAUGAAUCAGAUCUCCCUGAAGAGCUCUGUGGAAGCCAUCUGCAGCCGUCCCUGAAAGGCCAUAAUGACAGUCCUGACGUCAUCGUGGAGGCUCAGUUUGAUGACAGCGACUCUGAAGAUGGACAUGGCAACGCAGCGAAUGUUCUGGUCGACGGUGUGAGGAAACUCGCAGUGUGUGUUCCUGAAAGAGGAAAAGAGGAUGCCGGUGCACCAGUUACAGAAGACGAGAGCACCUCCGUGACGCAGGACAUAAGCGCUGUACCGGAGAAGGCGCUGCAAAGAUCAGCAAAGGUGGUUUACAUCGUGGAGAAAAAGCAUUCCCGAGCAGCCACUGGCUUCCUCAGACUCCUGGCUGAUAAGAACAGUGAACUGUUCAGGAAAUAUGCCCUGUUUUCUCCCUCGGACCACCGAGUGCCUAGAGUAUAUGUGCCUCUCAAGGACUGUCCCCAAGACUUUGUGACCCGGCCUAAAGAUUAUGCCAACAUACUGUUCAUCUGCCGCAUCGUGGACUGGAAGGAGGACAGCAAUUUUGCCUUGGGGCGGCUGGCUAAGAGUCUCGGGCAGGCUGGUGAAAUCGAGCCUGAAACAGAAGGAAUACUUACAGAGUAUGGUGUGGAUUUCUCUGAUUUCUCUUCGGAAGUUCUAGAAUGUCUCCCUCAAGGCUUGCCCUGGACAAUACCACCAGAGGAAUUCAGCAAGAGAAGAGAUUUAAGAAAAGACUGCAUCUUCACCAUUGACCCAUCUACUGCCCGCGACCUUGAUGACGCCCUCUCCUGCAAGCCGCUCGCUGACGGCAGCACCUAUGAAGUGGGCGUGCACAUCGCCGACGUCAGUUACUUUGUUCCGGAGGGCUCCGAACUGGAUAAAGUGGCUGCGCAGAGAGCUACGAGUGUCUACUUGGUUCAGAAGGUGGUGCCCAUGCUUCCCAGAGUGCUGUGUGAGGAGCUGUGCAGCCUCAAUCCCAUGACCGACAAGCUGACCUUCUCCGUGAUCUGGACCCUGACUUCGGAGGGCAAGAUCCUUAGUGAAUGGUUCGGCCGGACCGUCAUCCGCUCCUGCACCAAACUGAGCUAUGAGCACGCGCAGAGCAUGAUUGAAAGCCCGACUGAGGACAUCCCCAAGGAGCAGCUGCCCGCCAUCUCCCCAGAGCACACCAGCGAGGAGGUGCGCCAGGCGGUCUUGAAUCUCCACAGAAUUGCAAAGGAGUUACGGAAGCAGCGGUUUUUGGAUGGCGCGCUGCGUCUGGACCAGCUGAAGCUUACUUUCACGCUGGACCACGAGACCGGAUUGCCUCACGGAUGUCACAUCUACGAGUACCGCGACAGCAACAAGCUCGUGGAGGAGUUCAUGCUCCUGGCCAACAUGGCAGUGGCCCACAAAAUCUACCGCGCCUUCCCCGAGAGGGCGCUGCUGCGCCGGCACCCCCCACCCCAAAACAAGAUGCUCAAUGACCUCAUGGAGUUCUGUGACCAGAUGGGGCUGCCCAUGGACUUCAGCUCCGCUGGAGCCCUCAACAAAAGUCUGACCGAAAUAUUUGGAGAUGACAAGUACUCACUGGCCCGGAAGGAGGUGCUCACCAACAUGUGCUCCCGACCUAUGCAGGUGGCCCUGUACUUCUGCUCAGGGGCGCUGCGGGACAAGGCGCAAUUCCGACACUACGCCCUCAAUGUGCCGCUCUACACGCACUUCACCUCGCCCAUCCGCCGCUUCGCCGAUGUCAUGGUGCACCGGCUCCUGGCUGCCGCACUCGGCUACAAGGCCCUGCCAGAUGUGGAUCCCAGUGUGGUACAGAAGCAGGCUAACCACUGCAAUGACCGCCGCAUGGCGUCGAAGCGCGCGCAGGAGCUCAGCACCGGCCUCUUCUUUGCUCUCCUGGUCAGGGACAAUGGCCCGCUGGAGUCAGAGGCCAUGGUGAUGGGGAUCCUGAACCAAGCCUUCGACGUGCUGGUGCUGCGCUACGGAGUGCAGAAGCGCAUCUACUGCAGUACCCUGCCACUCCGGUCCUACGACUUCCAGAAGGUGGGCAAGAAGCCGGUGCUCACACUCACCUGGGAACCUGAGGACGCGGCGCAGGAGCCCGUGCAGCAGGUCAUCACCUUCUUCAGCGUGGUGCAGGUGGUGCUGCAGGCCGAGGCCGCAGCCCUCAAGUACAGCGCCCUCCUCCAGCGGCCGGCCGCCGAGGCCGUCGCGGGCCUGCAGGACGACGGGGAACAUGACUGUGACCGUGACCGUGACCUCAAGUGGGAGGACUGAAGCCAAUGACCCGGCGCCGCCCUGCCAGCCAGCUUUCGGAAGAGGACCUUUGGCACCAAAGGGGAUUUUUAAUUUGGUUUUUAAUAACUCAGGGUUUUAUUUUUAUUUUUUCAUUCUAUUUUAUUUUUGCAGCUCAGUUUUUAAAUGAACUGGAGGGGAGAGGGUGGGGCUGGCCGGAAGGCUGAGGCCCGGCCCGCGCUCCCCACAGCAGAGCGGCGCCCGGCCCCCCUGGGAGGCCAGCCCCUCUCUGCCAGGCCCCCCGCUGCCUCCCCUGCCGGAAGUGGGCUCUUCAGCAAAUCACUGUCAUGGAAUAAAAUCAAGUGCGAAGGGCAGUCUGGUGUAUGGGGCCCCGCUGCUGGGAGGCCGGGGCGGCAGGGUGCCCCUCGGGCCUAGGGCCAGGUACCUGGCUCGGGCUCCACCCCUCCAGCAGAGCUGGUGUUACCACCUUCUGGAAACUUAGGUCAGUUCCAGGACGAUUCACAGGGCUGGCCACAUGGCAGAUUGAUGCCAGUGCCUCAUUCCGGCUGAUGAGAAGUGUAGUCUGUAUGCAAGGCCGCAAGCCCAGGUCCCCUGCUGCGGUGGCUGUGUCCAUCCCUGCCCCCACCACUUCCUCUCAGCCUGCCGGCCCCACCCCUUGGUUCCGAGGGAACCUCAGCGCCUUCGAUCCCAGCCGC